Molecule: messenger RNA, 654 nt
Organism: Eruca vesicaria subsp. sativa (arugula)
Lineage: Eukaryota; Viridiplantae; Streptophyta; Magnoliopsida; Brassicales; Brassicaceae
Source: the annotation of a GenBank genome assembly
AUGGCGUCAACAGCGACCCAUCUUGUUGUUAUUGUCACCAUGUUGGUCUCAUCCCUGGCCCUAGCAGAAUCCAACAUGCUUCAAGACUUUUGUGUUGCUGAUUUGUCCAAUGCUGUCAAGGUCAACGGAUACACAUGCAAGGACUCAACACAAGUAACACCUGAAGACUUCUACUUCCAAGGCUUAGCCACAGCCAAAGCAGCUGGAAACUCCUCCACUGGAUCCAUUGUAACCGGAGCCACCGUGGAGAAGCUACCAGGACUCAACACUCUUGGCCUCUCCAUGUCUCGCAUUGACUACGCACCAAACGGUCUUAACCCACCUCACGUUCACCCACGUGCCUCUGAGGUCAUCUUUGUCCUAGAAGGUCAGCUCUACGUUGGUUUUGUGACAACCGCAGGGAAACUCGUUGACAAGUACGUUAACAAAGGAGAAGUGUUCGUUUUCCCCAAAGGGCUUCUUCAUUUCCAGAAGAACAUUGCUGGAUCAGCUCCAGCUUCUGUGCUAGCAGCUUUUGAUAGCCAGUUGCCUGGAACACAGUCACUUGUGGCAUCUCUCUUUGGAGCUCUUCCUGACAACAUCCUCGUUGAUACGUUUAAGAUCAAACCCAAACAGGUUAAGACAAUCAAGGCCAGAUACCAACCAAAGAAAUGA